This is a messenger RNA of Phaethon lepturus (White-tailed tropicbird), 1460 nucleotides long. Its product is annotated as seizure 6-like protein. Lineage: Eukaryota; Metazoa; Chordata; Aves; Phaethontiformes; Phaethontidae. The transcript is spliced from 8 exons. Gene Ontology annotation, cellular component: neuronal cell body; endoplasmic reticulum. The record is from RefSeq and is a predicted model, not a curated record. The annotation marks the transcript as partial. Gene Ontology annotation, biological process: synapse maturation.
UGCCGGGCAGGCGGUCACCUCGCUGCCCCUUGAGCCCGACACCGUCGCGUCCUGCCUGGGCGCCCUGCCCAACCUGCUCUCUGACCAAGCUCUCCUUUCCAGCCUGAACCUCACCAACAGCGACAUCCUCACCAUUUAUGAUGGGGACGAGCUCACUGCCCGCAUCCUGGGGCAGUACAUCGGCAGCAGUGGGCCCCCGAAACCUGAAUGCCCUGACCUCACCAUCCAGUUCCACUCGGACCCUGCCGGGCUCAUCUUUGGGAAGGGGCAAGGAUUCAUCAUGAACUACAUAGAGGUGUCCCGCAAUGACUCCUGCUCUGACCUGCCCGAGAUCCAGAACGGCUGGAAGACCACGUCGCACACGGAGCUGGUGAGAGGGGCCAAGAUCACCUACCAGUGCGACCCAGGCUAUGACAUUGUGGGGAGUGACACCCUCACCUGCCAGUGGGACCUCAGCUGGAGCAGCGACCCCCCCUUCUGUGAAAAGAUUAUGUACUGCACGGACCCAGGGGAAGUGGAGCACUCGACCCGCCUCAUCUCCGACCCGGUGCUGCUGGUGGGGACAACCAUUCAGUACACGUGCAACCCCGGCUUCGUGCUGGAAGGCAGCUCGCUGCUGACCUGCUACAGCCGUGAGACAGGGACACCCAUCUGGACCUCGCGGCUCCCACACUGCGUCUCCGAGGAGUCGCUGGCCUGCGAUAAUCCAGGACUACCAGAAAACGGCGACCAAAAACUUUAUAAGCGCCUCUACUUGCCAGGAGAGUCCCUGACCUUCAUGUGCUAUGAGGGCUUUGAACUCAUGGGGGAGGUUACCAUCAAAUGCAUCCUGGGCCAGCCGUCCCACUGGAGCGGCCCCCUGCCCAUCUGCAAAGUGAAUCAAGACAGUUUUGAACACGCUCUGGAAGUAGCAGAAGCUGCUGCAGAGACGUCACUCGAGGGGGGAAAUAUGGCCUUAGCCAUAUUCAUCCCAGUGCUGAUCAUCUCCUUGCUGCUGGGAGGAGCGUACAUCUAUCUCACAAGGCGUCGGUACUACUCCAGCCUCCGCCUGCCCCUCACGUACUCCCACCCCUACAGCCAGAUCACGGUAGAAACGGAGUUUGACAACCCGAUUUAUGAGACAGGGGAAACAAGAGAAUACGAAGUUUCAAUAUAAGGACAGUGGUAAGAGAGUCUCCGGCUGCGAACUUAAUGUGCUCUCAUAGAACUUCCUCAGUAACUAAUCCAGAGACCACGUGGAGUUUGGUUGGACCCCUGGACCUGCUGUUGUCUUUCCUUUUGCCUCUUUAUUGAAGAUUUUACUGUUUUCUUCAUUGUAUUUAUUCUAUUUAAACCGCGAUAGGUGUGCUGCAGAGCCCUGGGCGCAGGCAGCAGCGGGAGCCGGGGCAGAGCUGGGUCCCGGCAAGAUCAGGGUGACACAGGGGCACCUGCUGUCCCCCCCGCACGGCAGCGUGUCCCCC